Messenger RNA from Mesocricetus auratus (golden hamster), 1451 nucleotides. It is a transcript of the gene Ift25, whose product is annotated as heat shock protein family B (small) member 11. Gene Ontology annotation, biological process: intraciliary transport. Lineage: Eukaryota; Metazoa; Chordata; Mammalia; Rodentia; Cricetidae. Gene Ontology annotation, cellular component: intraciliary transport particle B; cilium; centrosome. The transcript has 7 exons. The record is from RefSeq and is a predicted model, not a curated record. The coding region runs from base 146 to 577 and encodes 143 amino acids.
CGGCCCGGCCCGCGGCCGCCACCUACCUGUGCCCCUGCCCGGGGCAGCGAGCGGCAGCACCUCACUGCUGGCUCCUUCCUCCACAGCGCGGCUGACCAGGAAGCGGCUCGGCACCUAGGUCACAAAGCCGGCUAAACAUUUUGAGAUGAGGAAGGUUGACCUCUGUUUGAGCACUGAAGGGACUGAAGUGAUUCUGGCUACCUCCAGUGAUGAAAAGCACCCACCUGAAAAUAUCAUCGAUGGGAAUCCAGAAACCUUUUGGACCACCACAGGCAUGUUUCCCCAGGAGUUCAUUAUUUGUUUUCACAAACACAUAAAGAUUGAAAAGCUUGUGAUCCAAAGUUACUUAGUGCGGACCUUGAGGAUUGAAAAGACCACAUCUAAAGAGCCAUUGGAUUUUGAGCAGUGGGUUGAAAAAGAUUUAGUACACACAGAGGGGCAACUUCAAAACGAAGAAAUUGUGGCACGAGAUGGCUACGCCACUUUCUUGAGAUUCAUUAUUGUUUCAGCCUUCGAUCAUUUUGCAUCUGUGCACAGCAUUUCUGCAGAGGGACUAGCAGUCUCAAGUCUUUCCUAGUAACUACAGAAAAAUUCUCUGACCUACUUUUCUUUGGAGUCAGCAGUGUUGGAGGCGAUGAGGAAACUUUGACUUCAAUAUACAGCUUACUCAAGGAAAUGACUCUGUAUGAAAAUUUAUAAUUCAUUGUGCCUAUAUAGAAUCUACUAUAGAGCUUGUGAGAUCUCCGUGCAUUAAGUUUUUAAUUUAUUAAGUGAUUGUGGCAAAAGCUAAUUGAGCAGUAUAAGCAGUAUGGUGCGGGAGUCCAGAGUAGGAGAAGUACUCAGGGGAGGUGUGACUACCAUCCUGGAACCCAGCCAGACUGAAAAGCAAGCCAAUUUGUGAGAUUUUGGUUUUGGGGGUUGUGCUGUUAUUGUUGUUGUUGCUACUGUUAUUGUUGUUUUUUGGUUUUAUGAUGGUUUGUCUUGAUUUUGAUGAUUUUUUUACUUAUUUAUUUAUGAUUUGAAAAAAUGCCAAACAAAAAAAGUAAUCUGUAUUUCUCCCAAACAGUCAUUAUUGACAUCAUUUUAUAUCCUGAUAUUUUUAUGAAGCAAGGAACCUAGUGGAUAGGAUGACUGAAUAGGACUUCUCUGACUAUGUCUUAUUCUUAUUUUAUUUAAGUAGCCAGUGGAGCAAAAAAACAAAUCGCAAAAUCCACCUUCUUCCAUCUGUCUAUCUCCAUGUCUUCCCUUCUAGAAUUAACUUCUGUUUUCAGAAAAUUCACAGGGCAGUUGAAGAAAAGUAAACAGACAAGUAACCAUUAAUGUAGCUAACUGAAACAUCCCUAUCUGUGACUUCUGGCCUUCUUUGGAUAGUGACAUGUAAUGAACUCUGGCCAAUGAGAUGAAAAGUAAUCAACUUAAAGGCUAAGCAAUAAACUGCCCCGGUGAGACCC